AUGUUGCAAUUUUUGAAGAAGUCAUUGAUAAACCUGUACCUGCAAUAUGAACUGGUGACCAAUAUCUAUAUGUUUGAGCCAUGGGAAAAGAAACUGAUAAACGGUUUUGUUGCUGUUAUUCUAUCUUUGGUGAUAUUUUCUAGUUAUUUCUAUUUGCCCUCGUACAUUGAAACUUUCCUACAGUUUGUAACGCCACAGCCACAACAACAACAGGGUGGCAUAUCAGCGACGGGACCUGCAGCAUCAGCACCAUCAUAUGCCGCUCCCAUACUGCAAGCAGAGAAAAUUAGUAUAAGUUAAGAA
Musca vetustissima is the source of this 303-nucleotide messenger RNA. Its product is annotated as serine palmitoyltransferase small subunit A-like. The transcript has 2 exons. NCBI's taxonomy places the organism in Eukaryota, Metazoa, Arthropoda, Insecta, Diptera, Muscidae. The record is from RefSeq and is a predicted model, not a curated record. The coding region runs from base 1 to 300 and encodes 99 amino acids.